Messenger RNA from Bolinopsis microptera, 1859 nucleotides. RefSeq names its product serine/threonine-protein phosphatase 6 regulatory ankyrin repeat subunit A-like. The record is from RefSeq and is a predicted model, not a curated record. Gene Ontology annotation, molecular function: protein binding. Gene Ontology annotation, cellular component: nucleus; cytoplasm. The transcript has 4 exons. Bases 18 to 1154 code for a protein of 378 amino acids. Lineage: Eukaryota; Metazoa; Ctenophora; Tentaculata; Lobata; Bolinopsidae.
AGGAUACAUGAUAUCUUAUGGCUCAUUCUUUAGAAGAACAGCAAUACCUUUUAGCACGCGAUAGAAUACGUGAUGGAGAACUACCUUUUUUGAAGACAACAUUUGAAGGGGAUGGAUGGCUUCAAAUAUUUGAAGAUAAAGAGACUUAUUUGAUGAUGGCAUGCUAUUACAGGCAGAGAUCAGUUAUAGAAUUCUUGAUAAAUAAAGCCCUUGAAAAUAUCAGCAAGCCUGUAGUUCAACAAUGGCUGAAAGUGGUAGCACCAAACGACAACAAUGCUCUCCACAACUACAUAUGUUUAUCUGCUGUUGCCUAUAGACGGAAACCACGGCAUGAUGGGCUGCCAAUUCUUACCUCCAUUAUCCAGCAGCUUGUCAAGCUAGGAUUUGACGUCAACGCUCCAAACUCAUAUGGGGAAACCGCCCUGUUCCUAGCUGGAGCAAACAGUGACCUCAUCUCUGUGGAAACUCUGAUUAAAUUAGGUGCAGAUGUAAAUGCAAAGUGUUGUGUAUUGCUGGAGACAAUACUUCACCAGGCAUGUUUAUCAGAGAGACACCUGAUGAUGGAGACCCUGUUGCAAGUUCCUGGUAUAGCUGUAAGUGCACUCAACAUGCACGGAUGGACUCCCCUUCAUUUAGCUGCUCAAAGAGGUGAUGUGUACAAAGUUAGGCGAUUACUGGAGGCUGGAGCAGAUGUGACCAUCCAAUCAAAGCGAGGAGAUACUCCUUUGUUCUUUAGCGUACAGAAGAAGGCAAGUGAUGUCAGCGACAGUGCGUUCAGUUUCAUAUUCGACUUCAUCAAAAAGACCAUGGAUGCAGAGAAAGCUGAGGCCAUGUUUUUACAUGUAGACAAGAAGGGUGAGUCACUUUUAGAUUGUUCCGUGAAAUAUGAAAACGUCAUAGCUUUGAAGACACUUUUGGAAUAUGAUGGGCUAUUUGACAUCAACCAGAGGGAUGACCAGGGACGCUCUCUGCUGCAUUUAUCCAUCAUCCAUGCCCCGAACAAAGAUGUCAUGACUUAUUUAGUGGAUCAUGGACUUUCUCCCAAUGAGUUGGACUUUAAGGGUAACACUCCUUUGAUCUACUUUUUCAAGCAAACACGAAUUAUUCCGCACAUGCCUGUAACUACUGCAGGUGCUCCGAAUCUUAAUGUCUAGAAUCCUAUCUGAUAUGCUAUGCUUAGUUAUUUUAUUAGUUUCUCGGAGAAUAGCAACUUAUUUGGCUGAUUUAAUUUACAAUGUCUUAAGGCUUGUUAGUUUGAUUGGUGUUGAACAUUUUAUUAUAUAAUUGACAUUACUAUUUAUGUUAUAUUGAGACCAUAAUAUUUGAAUGCUAUUAUAACUAUUCGAAAAUAAGUUUGAUAUUAUGCAUGUAACAUUGUUUGUUUUUGUACUAAUAUAUGCUUGCUUUAUUGCAUCAAAUAAUUUAAUUUUCAAAACCUGUUUAAAUUGAUCUAUCGUAAAUUACCUCAGUUUGUUGGCAAAUCUUGUCUGUUUUUUAGAAAGUUUUAUACUUGAUUACAUUAUUUAUUUGACAUUUAAUAUAAGCUUAUUUUGAAUUUGAAAACUGUGUGUUAGUAUUUUAUACAUGUAGUAUAUAGUAUCGUGAUUCAACCUAUGUUUUGGUUUAUUGUACAGGUUUUAUAUUUUGUUGGGGAGAUAUUUCAACAUUAAGAUUAGUGGGCAAUUUUAAGUAUUUUUUUUGAUAUUCUUCUGUACAAUGAUAUAGCUUGCUGCUUCUUUUGAAGAUAUUUUUUUCUGAUAUUCUUCUGUACAAUGAUAUAGCUUGCUGCUUCUUUUGAAGAUAUUUGAUUCAAUCGUUUUUUACACUUUACAACGACAAGCUAAAAUUUUACUCAAUCU